Molecule: messenger RNA, 444 nt
Organism: Anopheles maculipalpis
Lineage: Eukaryota; Metazoa; Arthropoda; Insecta; Diptera; Culicidae
Product: divalent-cation tolerance protein CutA
Exons: 1
Coding region: 1-444 (147 amino acids)
Biological process (GO): response to metal ion
Molecular function (GO): copper ion binding
Source: RefSeq, a predicted model, not a curated record
AUGAUACGCCCGCUCUCACUUCUAUCGUCCAUCAUCCGCAGCACCGUACCGGUACCGUACAAAAUCAACCGAAUGUCGACCGAAGCAUCUACGACCACACCGCCACCGGCAGGAGGCGACUAUUCCGUAGCGUUCGUAACUGUGCCGGACAACACGGUGGCGGUCAAUGUCGCCCGGCAGCUGGUGGAGAAAAGUUUGGUCGCGUGCGUCAACAUCAUUCCCGGCCUGACGUCGAUCUACGCUUGGGAGGGUAAGAUCAACGAGGAUCCGGAAGUGUUGCUGAUGAUCAAAACACGCACCAGCCGGGUGGAGGAAUUGAUCCGGCACGUGCGGGAGGUACAUCCGUACAGUGUGGCCGAGGUAAUUGCGUUCCCGAUCGCGCACGGGAAUGCACCGUACCUGGACUGGAUUGGGAAAACAGUCCCGAAGGGUGGGACUGCUUAG